Molecule: messenger RNA, 3791 nt
Organism: Scleropages formosus (Asian bonytongue)
Lineage: Eukaryota; Metazoa; Chordata; Actinopteri; Osteoglossiformes; Osteoglossidae
Product: EPH receptor A5
Exons: 17
Coding region: 351-3344 (997 amino acids)
Biological process (GO): protein phosphorylation; ephrin receptor signaling pathway; axon guidance
Cellular component (GO): plasma membrane; dendrite
Molecular function (GO): transmembrane-ephrin receptor activity; ATP binding; protein binding
Source: RefSeq, a predicted model, not a curated record
UCGGCGCUCCGGCGUGCCAGCUCGAGUGGGCGCACGAGGCUCACUCCGCCCCCACCGCCGCCGCUCGCUCGUUCGUUCGUUCGCUCGCUCGUUCGCUCGCUCGCUCCCGCGAACCCCCGCGCGCGCUCCUCCGUCCACAGCGCAUCACUGCAAAACCUCGGGCUGAGGCAGCGCGAGCGACGAGUCCACGAGCGCAGCGGGCGGCCACACUCAUGUCCCCGCGUGCCACGCGCAGGAACGCGCCGCUGCUGAGCUGAAAACACGGCGGACGUUCGCGCUGCUGUGACGGUAUUUUUUUUCCCCCCCUUCCUCUUCUUCAAAAUACACAUUUUUUCUUCCAGCUGAACGGGAUGAGCAUCAGCAUGAUGAUGUCUUCGCGGUGGAGUUGUGCGAGACGGCGCUUCUUGUGCGCCAAAGUGUGGGGCUGCUUCGUCACCCUGGCGGCACUCGGGAGCUCCGCGAUUCCGAGCAACGAAGUGAACCUCCUGGACUCCAGAUCUGUGGUGGACGACCUGGGAUGGAUAGCCUAUCCAAAGAACGGAUGGGAAGAGAUUGGGGAGGUGGAUGAAAACUAUGCUCCGAUUCAUACAUAUCAGGUGUGUAGAGUGAUGGAGAACAAUCAGAACAACUGGCUGCAGACAAACUGGAUUCUGAACGAAGGUGCCCAGAGGGUCUUCGUAGAGCUCAAGUUCACACUGCGGGACUGCAACAGCCUGCCCGGAGGGCUGGGCACCUGCAAGGAGACCUUCAACAUGUUUUACUAUGAAUCCAACGAUGAGGAGGGCAGGAACAUCCGUGAGAGUGAGUAUGUGAAGAUUGACACCAUCGCCGCUGACGAGAGCUUCACAGAACUGGACCUUGGGGACCGGGUCAUGAAGCUCAACACGGAGGUCCGGGAUGUGGGACCCUUGACCAAGAAGGGCUUCUACCUGGCCUUCCAGGAUGUGGGGGCCUGCAUCGCCCUGGUUUCUGUGCGAGUCUUCUACAAGAAGUGCCCUGCAGUGGUCAAGAACCUAGCCUUGUUCCCGGACACCAUAACUGGGGCCGACUCUUCCCAGCUGCUGGAGGUCUCGGGCACCUGUGUCAACAAGUCGAUGGCAGAUGAACCUCCCAAAAUGCACUGCAGCGCCGAAGGGGAAUGGCUGGUUCCCAUUGGGAAGUGCAUGUGCCAGCCUGGCUACGAAGAAAAGAACGGUACCUGCCAAGCGUGCAGACCCGGGUUCUUCAAGGCUUCCGCCCAGACUCCGAACUGCGCCAAGUGCCCUCCCCACAGCUACACCAAGACGGAGGCCUCCCCCUCCUGCCAGUGCGACGAGGGCUUCUACCGCCGAGACUCGGACCCUGACAACAUGGCGUGCACCAAGCCCCCCACGGCUCCCCGCAAUGCCAUUUCCAACGUGAACGAGACCAGCGUGUUUCUGGAGUGGUCGCCUCCAGAGGACACGGGUGGCCGGAAGGACGUCACCUACAACGUGGUGUGCCGGAAGGUCGCGGCCGAGCCGUGGCGCUUUGAGGAGUGCGGUGGCCACGUACGCUACCUCCCGCGGCGGACUAGCCUGCGCAACUGCUCGGUCAUGGUUGCCGACCUCCUGGCGCACACCAACUACACAUUUGAGGUGGAGGCCAUAAAUGGCGUCUCUCAUUUCGGCGGCGACAGCCGACAGUUCGUCACACUAAAUGUCACCACCAACCAAGCAGCGCCGUCACCUGUCAGCGUUGUGAAGAAGGGGAAGACUGCAAAAAACAGCAUCGCCGUUUCAUGGCAGGAGCCCGACAGGCCCAACGGCAUCAUCCUUGAGUACGAGAUCAAGUACUUUGAAAAGGAUCAGGAGACCAGCUAUACCAUCAUCAAGUCGAAGGAGACGGAGGUGGUUGCCGAAGGCCUGAGACCCUCCUCCGUCUACGUGUUCCAGGUCCGGGCUCGUACCGCAGCUGGAUACGGCGGCUUUAGCCGCCGUUUUGAAUUUGAAACCAGUCCCUACAUAGCUGCAUCGAAGGACCAAAGCCAGGUGCCCAUCGUGGCCGUCGCCGUCAUUGUGGGUGUCGUCCUGCUGGCCUUGGUCACCGGGUUCCUGCUCAGUGGAAGGCGCUGUGGAUACAGCAAGGCGAAGCAGGACCCUGACGAGGAAAAGAUGCACUUCCACAACGGCCUCCUGCAGUUCCCCGGCGUACGCACAUACAUUGACCCGCACACGUAUGAGGACCCCAAUCAAGCCGUGCACGAGUUUGCGAAGGAAAUCGAUGCCUCCUGCAUCACGAUUGAGAGAGUUAUAGGGGCUGGUGAGUUUGGGGAGGUGUGCAGUGGCCCGCUGCGGCUGCCUGGCAAGCGGGAGAUCACCGUGGCCAUCAAGACGCUCAAAGCCGGCUACACAGAGAAACAGAGGCGGGACUUCCUGGCCGAGGCGAGCAUCAUGGGCCAGUUUGACCACCCCAACAUCAUCCACCUGGAAGGCGUGGUCACAAAAAGUAAACCGGUGAUGAUAGUGACGGAGUACAUGGAAAACGGAUCCCUUGACACAUUUCUAAAGAAAAAUGACGGUCAGUUCACGGUGAUCCAGCUCGUGGGAAUGCUGAGGGGCAUUGCGUCAGGCAUGCGGUACCUGUCUGACAUGGGCUACGUGCACCGUGACCUGGCCGCCCGCAACAUCCUGGUCAACAGCAACCUGGUGUGCAAGGUGUCCGACUUCGGCCUGUCCAGGGUCCUGGAGGACGACCCCGAGGCAGCCUACACCACGAGGGGUGGGAAAAUUCCAAUUCGCUGGACGGCCCCCGAGGCGAUCGCGUUCCGCAAGUUCACCUCUGCCAGCGAUGUGUGGAGCUACGGCAUCGUCAUGUGGGAGGUGAUGUCCUAUGGUGAGAGGCCCUACUGGGAAAUGAGCAAUCAAGAUGUGAUCAAGGCCGUAGAGGAGAAUUACCGCCUCCCAGGCCCCAUGGACUGCCCUGCAGCACUCUACCAACUCAUGAUGGACUGCUGGCAGAAGGACCGCAACAGCCGGCCCAAGUUUGAGGAGAUCGUAGGCCUGCUGGAUAAGCUUAUCCGCAACCCCAGUAGCCUGAAGACCCUUGUGAAUUCCUCUGACAGGGGGUCCAAUCUGUUAGUGGAGCCAGGGCUGACGGAAUGCGGUGUCUAUCAAUCAGUGGAGGAAUGGCUGGAGGCCAUCAAAAUGGGUCGAUACACCCAGCUCUUCGUGGAGAGCGGCUACACCUCGCUGGAGGUGGUGACGCAAAUGACCCUGGAUGAUCUGAGAAGGGUUGGGGUGAAUCUUGCCGGACACCAAAAGAAGAUCAUCAACAGCAUUCAGGAGAUGAGGGUGAGGAUGAUGAACAGCAGUUUAACAUUCUGAGCUGCCAGUCACACCUAUGGCACAAAAAAUAGCACUUUUUAUAAAUGCAAACUUUUACUUGUUUUCCGGGAAUGUAAAAAAAAAAAAAAAAAAAAAAAAAAACAAAGAAAAACAAAAAAGGGAAGGAACAUUUUUGAAACCGACAAAUGGAACUGCUCUGGAGAAAGGCCAACCUGUCUUUCGCUAAGGCAACAAAGGGGUGAUAAUCAGCAUGAUGUUCCAAAAGAUGUGUCACAUUUCUGAAAAGUAAAUGCCUAGCUAGGCCCAUUCCGGACUCUGGGACAAAUAUGGAGAAUUCCUGCCUGAUGGUCCAAGUCAUCUAAGGAUGGGGUUACCUCCGGUUACCGAACCAAACCACCAGUCAUCUGUUGCUCCUGGAUAUAUCUUUGAAAGUCCACUAAAAAUCUGAGCUCCUGCAGGAAGAUAUAUUCAAUAUCAUUCAUUAAA